This is a messenger RNA of Hypoxylon trugodes, 2388 nucleotides long. RefSeq lists its product as uncharacterized. Gene Ontology annotation, biological process: protein K63-linked deubiquitination. The record is from RefSeq and is a predicted model, not a curated record. Gene Ontology annotation, molecular function: protein binding; K63-linked deubiquitinase activity; metal-dependent deubiquitinase activity. Gene Ontology annotation, cellular component: membrane; endosome. NCBI's taxonomy places the organism in Eukaryota, Fungi, Ascomycota, Sordariomycetes, Xylariales, Hypoxylaceae. Bases 250 to 1956 code for a protein of 568 amino acids. The transcript is spliced from 3 exons.
CCUGAAUUCAGCGCUUAACGGCGGGAGGUCACGCCGCGAUUCUUUCUCUUCCAACAUUUACAUCUAAUUCUUUUUUUUAUUAAACACGCCACGCAAGCUUCAUUCCAGGCAGCAGAGAAACUAAUUCUUCUAUUAUGCGAUGAUACCCACGAGCCUUCACUAGUAACUGGAUUGCCGAAUGAAGUUCUACAUUUUAUAAUACCUUCAAGGAGUGUAAGCCUGACAGGCGACGGUCAGCGCUAUGCGAAUAUGGCACCAACAUCCUCAUCCCUCGCGAUGAAUCGCCCUUUAACCACAAAGGAGAUUGCCGACCAAGCCAAUUCUUUCCAAUGGAACUCGAAUAUCCCAUUGAAGAAUUGGCUACGUACGGCUCACACAUUAAGCCAAGAGGGUAAAAGCUACCUUCUCGACGGCAACUUCGCCCAAGCGUACCUCCUGUAUAUGCGAUACAUGACCCUGGUGGUAGAAUACUUCCCUAAGCACCCCGACGCUAGUACGCAGGAAGGUAGAAAAGCCUUGACCGAGAUAAAUCGAUCACUCCAAGAGAUUAUGAUCAACUUGGAGAGAAUUAAACCGAGGAUUCAGAAGGAAUACGAUGAAUGGCUGUCCGAAUCUAGAAGACAAGAGCUUCGCCAGAAACAACAGAAUGCCGAUCGCGCUAGGUCCAAGACGCCUCGAACGUAUGAGGAACGCGCAGCCAGAGAUCCCGCUUUAUCCUCCACUCGAUUGCUCGAUGCGAACGACCAUCAAGACCUUGCAGUAGAGUUAGCUCAAAAGGAGAUUCGUCGCAGGGAUGCGACUAGGCAAGCUACCAGAGAGGCCGGUGGGCAGGAUAGACGUGUCGCAGGCCUAUGGAAUGACUGGGAGAGAGUACUUGCCGACAGGCAAUCCGAGGAUGAAGAGAUCUUCCGAAGAAAAAUGGAGUCUACAAGAAUGAAGUUGGAUGAGUCCCAGAGUAGGAACCUGGAUGGCUCGGCACACCAUGUUAGACGAAAGGAAUUACCUCCUUCGGUGACAACAAGUCCUAGGAACUCGACGUACCAAUACCCGUCAAUCUCCAAAUCCCAGCCUGUUCUGUACGAAGCUCAACAGUCGUACUCUAGAAGGACACCAACUCCACAAUCCCUUUCUCAACCCCCGCGCCCGCCGAAAGAAAGAGUUUACGAAUACAACGAUAGUAGUAAUUAUCCACCGCCUACUUUCACACCGGAGCUCCCAGCAAAGGAGCCGAUAUACCCGGAAAGGGCGCUCCCUACACCCGAUGCAUCGCAGGAACUCCCUACAGUACCUCCAAAGAUACAUGAAGAACCUCCGGCGCCUCCGAAGAAGCAGCAGCGUCUUACCUUUAAACCGGCGGCAUACCUCGAAAGUGGUGAACCAAUUCGAUCUAUCUUUUUACCAGCCCAGUUACGCCAUAGAUUCCUGUCCAUCGCUUCGGAGAAUACCAGACGUGGCCUCGAGAUGUGCGGCAUCCUGUGCGGAACGGCCGUUAACAACGCUUUGUUCGUGCGCUGUUUGCUGAUUCCUGAGCAAAAGUGCACUUCCGACACUUGUGAGACAGAGAAUGAGAAUUCUAUGGUUGAAUAUUGCAUGAAUGAAGAUCUCCUCAUGCUAGGUUGGAUUCAUACACAUCCAACUCAAACCUGCUUUAUGAGUUCUAGAGAUUUGCACACACAGGCUGGGUAUCAGGUUAUGAUGCCGGAAAGCAUAGCAAUUGUGUGUGCUCCAAGUUAUGAGCCUUCAUACGGCAUAUUCCGUCUCACGAAUCCUCCAGGCUUGGAUCAUAUUCUCACAUGCAAACAGACUACUACUUUCCACCCUCAUGCAGUAGACAAUCUCUACACAAAGGCGCAACGUCCUACAGGUCACGUUUACGAAUCCAAUAAUCUUGAAUUCUACGUACAGGAUCUUCGCCCAGGAGCCCGCAACAGCACCACGCAGCACAAGAGUUUCUAGGACACAAUGUCUGAAGGGAUGGGUUGCGGCGCUCAGGCCUGCGCUAUGUUAUUUUGUGCCAUUCUCUGCCCAUAGGGAGCUCAGUGGUGGCCAGAUGGCCAGUUGAAAACGAAAUACAAUAUCAACCCAGGAGUUAAAGUGAGGAUUGAUUAGACGGCUUUCACGUUGUUUUGAGGGGUUAUCAUUAUGCUACUUGGUCCUCGACGACCUAACAACUGCAUAGCAUCGGCGCUACGGAGACUUUGGCGUUUCGUGUUGGAGCUAGCCGGCGGAUUUUCUUCAUCGUGGUUAAUCAUGUUGCACUAUGAGGAAGGCAUGGUUGGGUUUAAGGACCUACGUAGAGGUGUACGUAAUGUUCAAUAGGUAGAAGAGGGAAACGCUUUAUCGAGACUUCAAAAUGAUAACGAUCCUCAAAUGAAGACGAUUUUCCAU